This is a messenger RNA of Diabrotica virgifera virgifera (western corn rootworm), 1750 nucleotides long. RefSeq lists its product as uncharacterized. The record is from RefSeq and is a predicted model, not a curated record. NCBI's taxonomy places the organism in Eukaryota, Metazoa, Arthropoda, Insecta, Coleoptera, Chrysomelidae. The coding region runs from base 71 to 1147 and encodes 358 amino acids. The transcript is spliced from 2 exons.
UUUGUGUGUAUUCACGUGAUGAUGUGUAUUACUUCUGUUAGAUGAUAAAACAGAAGCAGUUUUUAAAGAAAUGUCCACAAAAAUGACGCCCGUUUUAUUUUUAAGUGGUUUGAUAUCAUUAGUUUUUGUGCAUAGUGAAGUGAUUAAGCCUCAAUUAAAAGAUUACACCAUUGUAACGCAUUCAUAUUCGACUAAUGUUUGGUAUUUAUGUAAUGAUCAAAAAUCGUGUAUCAAUUAUAACAGUCAACAAAUUCAGUAUGGCCUAAAUUGCCCAGAGGGCAAUACCAGCCAAUUGUGUUCCUGCUACAAAACAUUUGGUGCUACUGGUGCUAAUAUAGGUCUCAUAGUCAAACAAUUAGCUUUUGUGGAUAUGGAACGAUCGGUAAUACGUUUACAGGAUGGAACAGUUUGUGACUAUAAAAAAGAAUCAUGCCAAUUCCUAAAAAAUACCGAUUACGUUGGUGUUUGUUGGGAAUAUACAAAUAAACUCCAUGUACAGCCCAUUAGAGCAGAGGAAUAUACCAUAAAUUCAAACACAUUUCUAGAUUUUGAUUACGAAGGAAGCAGAACCACACUGCAACUAUUGCAUGUUACCCAAAACAACACACAAUUGUGGUGUACUAAUAGACUAGAUAUGGUGGUUUAUAAAGGCUCUUUAGACAAGUACGAUGCUAUGCGUACUAAAAAUAUGUCACUUAGAGAAUUGGGGUGUUAUCCAAAAAUUAUUGAUUCGAUUGAUAAAAACACAGAAAGUGAAUCUGUCAAUAAUAAUAUUAAAACUAAUGAUGGAACUAAUGAUAAUAAUAAUAUGCAUGAAAUGAUGAUUUUUCAAAAGUUCCAACAGUUUUCUGAUAGCUUUUGGGUCAUUAAGUUUGUAUGCAUUCCCGUUAUAGCAGCUUUAAUAUUAUUGCAUAUGAUUCUAUCCUGUCUGCAGUUCAAGAGUUUGAACGAUUUGAAGAAGGGAAAAAGUGUUAAACAGGAGAAGAUCCAAAAGUCUAACAACAAAGCAAAUAAAAAUCAGACCAAUCCAAAAGAAACCUACUACGAGACUGUUAAUUAUGAUGCCAUAAACGAGGAAAUAAAGCCACCAUCUAUAAAAACUGUUGAUUUUAAGACUGUAGAGAAUGAUUUAUACAAAGAACAUUAAUCUAGAUACUUGUAUUUAAGACCUAUAUAUAGACUGAAUAUACAGAGCUCUAUGGUAGAAGAAUAUACCAUAAAUUUAAAUACAAUUCUAGUUUUUGUUUACAAAGGAAACAGAACUACACUGCAACUAUUACAUUGUUCCAAAAACAACCCACUCUUGUGGUGUACUAAUAGACUAGAUAUGAUGGUUUAUAGAGGCUCUUUAGAGGCUUACAACCAAGAUAAUAGUACUGCAAAUAGGUCACCUAGAGAAUUGGGGUGUUAUCCAAAAAUUUUUGAUUCAAAUGAUAAAAACACACCAUCAUCUGAAAGCUUGUGGAUCAUUCAGUUUGUAUGGUUGCCUGUUAUUGUAGCCUUGAUAUUAUUGCAUUUGAUUCUAUCCUGUCUGCAGUUCAAGAGUUUAAAUUUGAAGAAUGGAAAAAGUGUUAAGCAGGAGAAGACUUCCGAAAGGUAUAACAAUACAGUAAAUAAGGACCAAACAAAUUCGAACGAAACCUACUACGAAAGUAUUGAUUAUUAUGAUGCCAUAAACAGCGAAGUAAAGAAUGAGUUAUAUAAAGAACAGUAAUCUAGAUAGUUGGUAUGUAAUAUUGUAAUCAUUUUA